This is a messenger RNA of Dentiscutata erythropus, 1683 nucleotides long. The record is from the annotation of a GenBank genome assembly. NCBI's taxonomy places the organism in Eukaryota, Fungi, Glomeromycota, Glomeromycetes, Diversisporales, Gigasporaceae.
AUGUCCGAGAAAAAGAAGGAAAUUACAAGUAUGACUUCCAAGGAAGAGAAGGAAACCUCCAAGGAAAAGAAGGAAUUUACCAGUGAUGACCUUAAAAUAAUUCGAGAAAAAAAAUUUACUAUUAUGAUGUUGAAGGAAGAAUGGGAGAGGACAGAAAAAAGAUUAGUAAAACGGAAGAGUUUAAUGUUAGCACAUAUUUCAGCAUCUUCACUUACCAUAUUAGUUUGCAUAUGUUUAUUAAUAAUUUUGAAAUAUAAUGCCUCUAAUAAAAUUUUAAAUAUUGUGGCAUCGAGUGUUACAGCUGGUGGUGGCAUUUUAGCACUCAUAAAGGCUAUUAUAGACAAAGUGUCAGUAAAUAAGGAUAGCAUUGCAAAAGUGAUUCAAGUUGUAAAAAACGAUGGAAAUUUAGAUAAAAUUGAAUUAAUAAAUAUGAAAGAUGAAGAGUUGAGAUAUUUACCAACAGAAAGGCACAAGAACUAUAUAAAAUUUUUAGGUCGCAUUAAUUGGCUUAUUGGUUUAGAAGGGAAAAUUGGUAUAUGGUUCGUCAUUAUAAUGUCAUUAUUCAUAAUAAUUUUGGCAGUUAUCACAUUUCUUGUCAGUAUUAGCCCAGUCGUUAUUCCUUUACCAAAUUUGAGUCAACAUUUGGCUGGAGGCAUAAUCGUGAGCGGAACACUAUGGUUUACUGCUACAGUUUUAUCCCGUUGGAUAAAAUUCUUCGAAGUUAUGUCUAAUGUUAAUUGGAAGAGUGGAGAUAUUGGGAAAGACAAGAGUAUUGUGUUUAGAAUUUUCUUAUUUAUAACUAUUCUACCUGCAUUAUUACUUUCAAUACCCUUUGUAGUUCCUUUAUCAAUUCAUUACUUGGUAAUGCAAAGAACUUAUGUAUUAGAACAAGAUAUUUAUGAUAUAUACUUUGGAGAAUAUAAAACAGAAAAUGAUGACAUAACAUUUUUUGGAACAGAAAUUGAUGCUAAACUUAUUUUGAAACUUGUUCAUAUACUUGGUCAGUAUUUUGACCUGAUAGAACUUAAAAAUGAUGCGAAUAAUAACGAAAAUAAUGAUAAGAAGGACAAAGAGAAGUAUAAAGAAAUUAUUAAAUAUUUAGAUGAAAAUGACAUAGACGAAGAAAUUGAAAUAAUUUAUUGUAGGAUUGUUGUGAUACUUGUAGAAAAAUUUAAACAUAUCAUUAACGAACUUAUUGAGAAACUUUCCGUGGAACUUAAGAAAUUUUUGGAAAAAGAAGGGAUGCUGGAUGAUAAUCAUUUUAGUUAUGAUGUGAAGCCGAAUUAUCUGGCAUUGGAAUUUGCUAAGGAGAUUGUUAAAGAACUUGACACAAAUAUAGAUAUUCUUACAGCAAUAUUUGCUAAGGAGCUCAAAAAAAUUUCUAAGCGAGAUGACAAAAGUAAAGAGGAAAUUCCUAAACCUCAUGAACCAUCUGAAGACGAAAAAACAGAAGAUAAUAAUAAAGAGAAUAUAUUUAAGAUAAUUCCUAAACCAUCUAAAGAUGGAAAAACAGAUGAUAAUAACUUGUAUACUGUACUCACUUUUGCUUUAAUUUCUUCAACAUUCUUGAAAUCACCUUUAAAAUCAUAUUUUGGAAUUGAUGCGACUUUUGGUGCAAUUGACUUGGGCAUGUCUUCGUCUAUGGCACAGUACUAUUCACUUUGUGAACAAUUACAUUAUUGA